AUGAGCUUUGGUACAUUGUACAAAGCGUUCAAGGCAGUACUUGCUGGUUGUGAGGCUGCUUGCCAUGAAGUAGCCACAUUGUUAUGGCAGGUUGAAGCCUCAGAGCGCAUGAGUGCAUUCAAUCAGGCGCUUCACCAGGAGAACAAAACCCGGCUUAUUUUGAAGGACGAACAGCUGAAGAAGAUUAGGAACAUUUUUUCCGAGCGUGACCGCAUGGAAAUCAAUGAUUAUAUGAAUUACAAUCAAGCCAUCUACAAUGAUGAAUGCGAGAUACUUCGUGCCAUCACCGCCCAAGCAGAGAUAAUCUCAAACCACCUGGGCUCCAGUGCCAGAUGUGAAUUAUUAGCAUCUACCGGCGAAACUACCUACCUCCCUCGUUUUGUUGGUACUCUGAAAAAUAAGGACAGUAUCACACGUGCACUGGGGGGUGGUUGUACGGAGGCCGGUGUCAUCACCAAUACCGACACCGAUACGGAUUCCGGCAAAGAUGAUGCUUCAGUCGGGCAGCCCAGCCAGCAGGACUGA
Suillus fuscotomentosus is the source of this 525-nucleotide messenger RNA. RefSeq lists its product as uncharacterized. NCBI's taxonomy places the organism in Eukaryota, Fungi, Basidiomycota, Agaricomycetes, Boletales, Suillaceae. The coding region runs from base 1 to 525 and encodes 174 amino acids. The transcript has a single exon. The record is from RefSeq and is a predicted model, not a curated record.